AUGUAUGUUCUACCAAUAGUCUCUGACUGUCCCAAUCCUGUAGUUCUGCGUAUACAUCCCAUUGGAUUCCCAGAGCUGCUGUCCUUCACUGCAAAGGUGAAGGCAACUGAAAAACAGAAAGAAAAAGAAGUACUUGAAGGUUAUAGAAGAGAUGCAUGGUGGAGGGAAUCACUCAGGCCCACACCAAUACCAGGGUUUUAUGCAGUCCGGGAUUUUCUUGAGGAUGCCCAGCUGAACCCAGUGAAACCAUCAUAUAAUUUUAAAGGGGAAGGGAGGAAGAGGAGGUCCAUCUUCCAGCAGAUGCCUGAUCUGACACUCCCAGACACCUUCGCAUACAUUCCUCCUUCAUUCGUGGACCUAGCUGAGAAAAGGCCUGCAACAUAUUCCUUUAGGAGCACUUCAAGGCAAACUCCCACAUCCUAUAGAGAUAAGAAUAUUAACACAGAUCCCGGACAGUAUGAUCUUUUUCCUGCUCCAGUCCCCACUUUUCCAACCAAGAAUUAUAUGUUUCGAUCUGCAGUUCAAAGGUUUCCCACUUUUGAUCCGAAAGAAGGCCCAGGCCCAGGUGAAUAUGAAAUAAAGGAAAUCUCACCUACACCUAUACGGUCCAGCUUCCUGUCAAAAGUACCGCGGAUAUUGCCUGUCCAUACCAAAGUUCCUGGUCCGGGAAGUUACUGGCCUACGAAGCAGUCUCCAAAACAACCUAAAACCAUCGCCAGUCUGGGACGGGAGCACACUAUUUUCUUCAGCAAUGUUCCUGAGCUUUAGAAAACAAGAAUGGCGCAGCAUAUGAAAUUUAGGGGCACUGAUUCUGAAAGAGGCACAUAACCACUCCUCCUUCUACCUAAUUCUCAUCCCUUCCUUCUUCACUAGGACUGAACUGCCCACGUUUAUAGCUCUGGUUUUAUAUACGUUACACUGCCCUUGCGCCAUGCAAAUGCCAUUUUGUGCAUUCAGUUUCCUGCCUCCACUUAAUCCCUGGGCCUUUCCUAGCAUCCUAGAUUCUUAAUUGUUCCUGUUGUUAGCCACAUGACUAUGUUCUGUUUAUACACCACUCAAUAUGGUUCUGUUAGUAAGGAAAUGGACCUAUAGGAAUAGUUCUAACAAAGCUCUUGUGAGCUGGUACUCAGGCUGCAGCCAGGUUCCACUACAAGUGCGAGGGAACCGAUUUUCCUAGGCUCCUAUCUGCAUUUGAUGCAACUUACCUGAGUUUGAUACAAAUACACUUUUUAUCAAGGACAGCCUUUGCAAGGUCUGCAAUGGAAAGAAGAAAAAGGAUACAGAUUGCUAAACAAUUUGAGGGGGCUCAGCCUUUGCAUCCUUUCCCUGAUACAGAGGGGGGGAAAGGACUGUGUGUUGCUAGUCUUUUUAUAUGCCACAGCUUUCUAUUUCCUCCUCCCCCCCUUUCCAGUCUGUCAGUGCCUUGUCUACGACUCAGAAGCAGUUUUUUUUUCAAGAGUAGUGGUACUGGCGUUAACAGACCCACUCCAGAAUAAAUGGCUUGAGGAUACUGGUGCUCUUCUUAUUACUAACAGAACAAAUGUCCUUUCUUCCCUUCCCCACUGCCAUUCCCCUACCCCAACAAUCCUAGCUAAAUCUGAUUUGGAGGUUGUGAGACUCUGUGGAGCUGUUUUUUAAAGGGAGGUGCUGGGGGUUGCAGGAGGCGGGAAGAGGAAGGGAACAUCCACUCACGGAACAUUGGAUAUACCCAAAGCCUUUUCACAUAGAUAUGUGAAAAUAUUUUAUACCCAUUUGAAUAACUGCACCUUACAAUCCAGGGACAGAACAGCAGCAGAGUAGAAAUGUCUAUGGUUUUAUUAAAAUAACCAUUACAGGUGGAAAUCUGGAGUUUCUUCUUUAUGAAGCUGAUCAUCUCCCUAAAAACUAAAGACCUUCUGUGUUGCUACACUGUUUCUCUUAUCUCUGAAAAUAUUUAGCUCAAGUUGUUAUCUUGUAUCGCUUCCUCUCUUCCUCUACCCACAUGAAGGUUCUUGCCUUUAUAAUCUCCAUUAAAU
Messenger RNA from Rhineura floridana, 2015 nucleotides. It is a transcript of the gene STPG4, whose product is annotated as sperm-tail PG-rich repeat containing 4. The record is from RefSeq and is a predicted model, not a curated record. Lineage: Eukaryota; Metazoa; Chordata; Lepidosauria; Squamata; Rhineuridae. Gene Ontology annotation, molecular function: histone binding; chromatin binding. The transcript is spliced from 7 exons. Gene Ontology annotation, biological process: epigenetic programing of male pronucleus. The coding region runs from base 1 to 768 and encodes 255 amino acids. Gene Ontology annotation, cellular component: germinal vesicle; female pronucleus; male pronucleus.